AUGUCGGAUCCUGUUCUUCACAAUCCCCCAGCCAUCCGCGAUGCGAAGAGUCAAAAAGUCAAGUGCGGAGAGGAGAAGCCUGAUUGUAACCGGUGUACCCGUCUAGGUGUUCGCUGUCCUGGGUAUGUCCAGUCCUUACGCUGGGUGACCAAACAUGAACAACCCAGUCCGGGCGCAUUAUCAGAUGGCAGAGUCGAGAGUCCAGAGGCGUCGGUAAAACCGCCUAGACCAUCACCGCAGCAGACAGAUAAUGCGUUGCCAUUAGAUGACAAUAAUGCCGGGGCAUCACAGGGCCUGGAUCCAUCAAGUUUUGGUCUUGAUGCACCAAAUGGACUUUGCGAUCAUCUCUGGGAUCUUCCUGGUAGUGGGUCACUGCCUGAAUUGACGGAUCUAUGCCCGCCUUCACCGAUGACGGCGUCGGUGUCGGCCUUUUCGCAGCAUCGCGACUCGGUAUAUGACUUUGGAUCAUCGGGGGAUACUGCAGCUGAUAUAUCCCGUUUUCUGUCCUUGAUUGGACCACCACAGGCCGAAGAGAACGGCGGCAGUGGUGGUAACAACUGCAGCGUAUAUCGAGACUUUUCGCCUUCUACUAUCGUCCGCAGCUACCCACCGUCAUCGCAGGCACAACGAUCCUCUUCGCGUGACUUUGCAACUAUAUCUCGAUCAUUGAACAACCCCUCAUGGACACUCAUUGAGUACUACUUCAAAGAGGUCGCCGCCCUAUUUUCCAGUUAUGACAGCCAGAUGAAUCCGUUCCGCACGACCGUGUCCCGCCUCUGGGGAUCAUCACUAGCCAUGUGCCGUACAAUGCAAAGCAUGGCCGCAGCAACGCUGGUUAAUGACUUCCCACAGUUCGGCCCGAUGGGUCGGAAAAUGCGUGACGAAGCUGUUGAAAUUAUCACUCGCGAGGCAGUCAUGGAUGACAAGGCUCUGUUAGCAUUACUCAUGCUGGGCCAGACAGCUAGCUGGCAUGACCCCAAGGAUCUGGGAAUAUCAUUCUUCAAUCUGCUCCGCAAGCAGGUCAACUCUCUCGCCUCAUCGUCGAAUGCUCCAAACUUUGGCUUCGCCAAGAGCGUCAGCAACAACUACCGCUUUUUCGAAGAGGCUCUUAUAUACUGGGAGAUGCUACUCUCGUUCGUCACGGACAAUGACUCAAUGGUAUUUUCGGAUGACUCGCGCGCCUCGUCCAUGGGCGAAGCACUCGUCCUCCAGCGAAUCCCACAUCCAUGGACCGGUAUCGCGCGAGACACGCAAUUCACUGUCCACGAAGUGGGCCGAUUAGUCCGCCGCGAGCGCAAACGCAUUCGCGCGCGACAAUUCACCUCACAGGAAGAAAUCGCCCGCGCCCGGAUGGCCAUUAAAAAGGCGCAAGAACUGGAAGAAAGACUCCUAGGCCUGGCGCAUCCCUCCGAAGCCGAGAUCGUCAGUCCCGGCGAUGAAGAAACCCCCGUUUGGCAUCUUCUCACUAUGGCCGAGGUAUACCGCUGCACGGGACUGAUGCAGCUAUACCGCGUCUUCCCAGAUCUCCUACGUAACCGUCUCCCACAUCCAGAGACAAGGGAGUACCCCGGAUCGACAUCUUCAACCGCUCGAGACCCAUUCUUCCCCAUCGACCUCGACAGCAUGAACAUGUUCCCCGGAUUGGCCGAAACCAGUUCCAAUCCUGGAUCAAGCAAUACCACCAAUCAACCAAACACUCAAUACACCCCGUCCUCCCCUCCACAAAAUACCUACCCAUCCUCUCAUUCCCAGUCCAAUCCCACAUCCACAGAAGACUUCAACCCAGAUCUACACGAUAAAUGGCUCACCGAAUUCGCCGUAACAACCCUCUCCCGCCUAAAAACCAUCCCCAUCGAAUCCCGCACCCGCUGCCUCCAACCAUUCCUCCUCGUCGCCUCCUGCAGCGAACUCCGUCUUCCAAAAUCAACAUCAGAGCCCCUACCCGCCGGCGACGCUGACGGACCGGGCUCCGAAACACCGAGUAUCUCGAUGGAAGCGAUUGAAGUCUCGCGCACGCGGCGCUUCAUCCUGGGCCGUUUAACGUCUUUCUUGCACGUGUUGCCGCCGAAGCCGAUUAAUGUUUGUGUGAGGCUUGUCAAGGAGGUGUGGAGGCGGAUGGAUGCGGGGCAGGCGGAUACGUAUUGGAUUGAUGUUAUGAUUGAGAAGGGGUGGGAGACGACGAUGGGGUAG
Molecule: messenger RNA, 2190 nt
Organism: Penicillium daleae
Lineage: Eukaryota; Fungi; Ascomycota; Eurotiomycetes; Eurotiales; Aspergillaceae
Product: Zn(II)2Cys6 transcription factor
Exons: 2
Coding region: 1-2190 (729 amino acids)
Biological process (GO): positive regulation of transcription by RNA polymerase II
Cellular component (GO): nucleus
Molecular function (GO): DNA-binding transcription factor activity, RNA polymerase II-specific; zinc ion binding; transcription cis-regulatory region binding
Source: RefSeq, a predicted model, not a curated record